GCAAUUGCAAGGCUGUCACUCUUUGCGUGCGAUUUGUGGCUUUGCUUUUUGCCUCCCUCUUAGCCACAGCGUAUCUUUGCCUUUCCCCUUAGCACCCUGUUCCAUCGUCGACUCUUCGAGCCAUCUAUUGGCUCGCAUAUGCACUCCUGAUUCGCCGUCAAGAGACCUGGAUAUUUCCAAGUAUGAGCCUCGCCGCACUCAAGACACGCCGCCGCCAGGACUAUCCGUACCUCCUGGAGUACAGGACAAGAUGGAACGAUAAUGAUAUGUACGAUCAUAUGAACAACUCGGUGUAUAACUUCCUAUUCGACUCCGCCGUCAACAGCUACCUUGUCGAAAAGUGCGGUAUUCACCCCCCUUCAUCGCCUCAGUAUGGCUUAGCAGUGCACUCCCACACGGACUUUUUGGCCUCCAUUGCCUACCCAGCCGUGGCAGAAGUGGGAGUGCGAGUCACCAAGUUGGGCAAGUCAAGCGUCACCUAUGAGGUGGCCUUGUUCGAAAGGGGCAGCGAUGAAGUCAAGGCUGUGGGAGGCUUCGUACAUGUGUUUGUUGAAAGGUCCACAGGGAGGCCCCCCAAAGAUGGGAUGGAGCCUCGCUUGAAGGAAGCAUUGGAUAAGAUUCAUCUGGGGCCUGUCGUUCCACCAAAGGAAGCGAGCAAGCUCUGACUUUUGCAAUUGGUUCUCGUCUAUUUCACCCCCUUUCCGUCUAGUCAGCUAUUGGACAUUAGUGUCAGAGGCUCGCUUCGUAGCUUCAUAUGCAGUCAUAUUGUAUAUAUUGAUAUUAGCGCUG
Messenger RNA from Trichoderma virens Gv29-8, 789 nucleotides. RefSeq lists its product as uncharacterized. The transcript has 3 exons. Bases 183 to 665 code for a protein of 160 amino acids. Lineage: Eukaryota; Fungi; Ascomycota; Sordariomycetes; Hypocreales; Hypocreaceae. Gene Ontology annotation, molecular function: fatty acyl-CoA hydrolase activity. Gene Ontology annotation, cellular component: mitochondrion. The record is from RefSeq and is a predicted model, not a curated record.